AUGCAGAGAAUGGCGGACAAAGAUAUCGGCUGCUCUUACAAAGCGGGCAGCGAGGCUGAGUACCGUUUGGCUCGCUCAGCGAUCCUUUGUUGCGAGGGAAACCUGAUCCACUUGCGGUGUAAAGCGAGAUCCGGCUGCUCGCAGGCCGCGUCCCAGACGAUGCUACGACGAUGCUACGAUGGGAUCGAUGUGGGUGCACAAAAUCGAAAUAUAGAAGCAGAAGGGUCCAAAGGGGUCCAAAGGGGCCCGGUGUGGUAUUGUGUGCGACAGAAGAUUAGUUGUGAACAGAGGCUAUGCCCGUCCAUACUGCUUUCGAGGACGCUGCCGAGCGUGAUGAGAAGGUCCCGCAUGCUGGCUGCGUCAGGCUCCCUAGUGUGUCUCCAUAGCGGGCGCUCUCCUCUCGCGCUACCCUCAGCAGCACAGCACAUUCUCGCGCCGCUGCUGCAAGCCCACCGCCCUGUCCGCACACUCUCAGCACUCCGGGCUCCACUCCACACGCGGCCCUCAGCCUGCCCUGCAUCAGCACGCUCUGGAAGGGAAGCUCAGUGGCACUCAUCCUCAGCAGGCGAGCUCGCAACCUUCUCGGGCACCAGCGGCUACGAAACACACGUCCAAUCAGGUCCAAUCAGGCCUCUACGCGACCACAUGGUCAGACACCAUCUCGUGGAAUCCGAGACACGACGGCCCUCAAACAGAGUACCUGAGCAGUCAUGCGGCUUCGGCACGCUUGCUUCCUUUUGCGCACCCGUUGCCUCGUCUCGGGAAACUUGUGUGCGCGCCCUGGCACCAGGCCAGGAUCCCCGACCACCUGUGGAGGAUUUGCACCGCGGCAACUGGCAACUUCGCUCAGGCCUGAUGCAACAGAUUCUGAGCGCUCGAUCCGUCCCGGGCACUACCAGAGUUGACAGACAUUAG
This is a messenger RNA of Didymella exigua CBS 183.55, 915 nucleotides long. RefSeq lists its product as uncharacterized. The transcript has 5 exons. Bases 1 to 915 code for a protein of 304 amino acids. Lineage: Eukaryota; Fungi; Ascomycota; Dothideomycetes; Pleosporales; Didymellaceae. The record is from RefSeq and is a predicted model, not a curated record.